This is a messenger RNA of Seminavis robusta, 1858 nucleotides long. The record is from the annotation of a GenBank genome assembly. Lineage: Eukaryota; Bacillariophyta; Bacillariophyceae; Naviculales; Naviculaceae.
CUGAUGGCAUCAUCCGCAUCAGAACUCUUUCGUCGAACAUUCUUCUUUUUUGCUGAAGAGCUUCACAAUGAUCCGUGUCAUUGCUCUCAUUAUUAUCCAAGCUCUACUCCAUUUAACUACUACAGCUACAACAACAGCUUUCACCUUUACUACUUUGUCCAGUACUAUGUCUACCACUCCCGUCGAAGAUACCGAAUGGGGCCUCGCUCAGAUUCCGUCGCAGCUGCCGAAUGACAGAAAUCUCGUAGAAGAAGAACAAGAAGAAGAAGCGGUCGAAGUGGCCAUUAUUGGAGGAGGCUUGGCAGGAUUGGCCAUGGCCAUUGGAUUGACUCGGGCCAAUAUUCCCUGCAAAGUUUUUGAACGAGCGCCCCAGCUGCGAAGCAACAGUCAAGGCAUCUUGGCGUUGCAGCCCAAUGGCAUGCGAGCUUUGGAGAAUAUCCAUCCCGAUUUGCCAGACAUGAUUGUCCAGGCUGGAUGCGAACGAGAAGAAUUAGUCAUCACAACCAUUCAGGCGGAUGGCAGUCAACAAGACACCAUUAAAAAGACGGGUCUGGAAAUUAUGCAAAAAUAUGGACGAAAAAAGGUUGGACUGACAUGGCAUAAAAUGCAGCAACUAUUGGCGUCGCUACUGCCAGAUGGAGUCGUCGUCACCAGUCGAUCCUUGGUAUCCUUUCAAGACAAUGAACAUGAAGUUAUUUUACACUUGGUGGACAAUCAUCAUCAUUCGACCACCAACGGUCCCAAACGAACACGCGUCCGUGCCAAAGUAGCACUCGCAUGCGAUGGGGUCUUUUCGGCAGCCCGACGACAAAUGUUCCCGGACAACAACAACGAUGCACCCUUGUACUUUGGACAGCUCAACUGGGCCACUGUCAUUGAUACCGACAAACUACCUCCCAAUGUGCAUCCUCCCAGUGCCGUCCACUACUUUGUGCACGAAGGACAGCCCCGAUGGAUGUCCAUGUUGAAUGACGGAGGAUCCGGACAGACCUUUUGGCAAUUCCGUGUCGCCGAUCCCGAAAUGGCGCUGAGUCUGUCACGCAACAAGGGACGAGGUGGUUUGGGAUUGCCAGGUGUCAAGGAAACAUUGAUACCCGUGGCUCAGUCGUCCUGUCCUCUCGUGGCAGAAGCGAUUGCGUGCAUUCCCGAGAAUCAAAUCUUUGAACGAUCCAUUGUGGGGCGUCGACCGGCAGCAACAUGGUUGAGUCAACCCCAUGGAAGACUGGCUUUGGUGGGAGAUUCUGCUCACGGCAUGCAUCCCAACAUUGCGCAAGGGGCCAACUCGUCCUUUGAGAGUGCCGCGGCAGCCGUAACAGCCAUGGCAGAAGAGUAUCAAAAGAGUGGCAACAAUUUGCAAGAAGUGGACUGGCCAGCGGCAUUGCGAACAUACCAAGAGCGCCGCAAGCCCAAAGCAGACAAGGUGCAACGGUGGGCAAACAUGAUGGGAUGCUCUCAGGCGACUGGUCUCGUUGACGUGCCCAAAGAAGAAAUGGCCAAAAUGAUGGAUUGGAUCCUCGGAGGCGACCCUGAAAAUCACCCUUCUCAAGAAACCAUGGAUAUCAUCUUUGCAUUUGAUCCUAGUUCUCAUCCGGGAGUUUCCGAGAUCCUCUAAUUGACAUGAAAUGACGUUGCCGGAUUCGGCAAUCCUGGGAGCUAUCAAAGAGACGAACUUGCGCGUUCUCUCCACCGGUAUGACCGUCUUGUAGCGGACGAGGACGUUUCCUUGAGGGCGUGAUCGGGUGCAACCUGGUUGUAUUACAUGCUGUUGAGCAAAAGUAGCACUGGAUCCUCAGGUCUUAUAUAGUAUUAUUGGUUUAUUCUUCCAAGGGCAACAGUCCACUAUCUACCAGCCAAGAAA